AUGUAUUCAUAUGCACAGCAACUUCCCCCGGCAUGGGCUGCACCAAGCAAUUCUUCCUACACUGUCAGCUCUGCGACCCAGGCUCAGCCAGCCAUUGGCCAACAGCACUUCGGUGGACGAACCCACCCGAUUUACAACCAAGGUCCCGGAAUGCAUCAAUAUAAUCACCCUCGAAGUUCUCAGUCGCCGGCUACUGGAGGUGACGGACUCCCAGCACCCCCUUACGAUCAAGUGAAUCAACCUUUCCAGACUUCGAUCUCGGGCGGAGGUGGCCAGACCACUCCACCGGGCCUCUCGACAUCUCAACACGCUCAAGGUGGAAUUUUGACUUCGCACAGCUCGAUAGCGACGCAACCUCCUACUCCUUCGAGCGUAUCUGCACAUGUCGAUUCAUAUACGCACUCGAGGCCCCCCAGCACACCGAACUACUAUACAUCCUCUGCAACUCAGCCGUCUAGCUAUCCACCAUAUGGUCACCAGCCUUCACCGACCCAGCAUACCUCUUCUAAUGGCGGCCCUGUGCCUAGGGGCCUUGGAUCGAUGUCGGGCCCGCAUGGUGCUGGCAUGGCACCCCCUGCUUCCUAUCGAUCAUACACCUCUUAUCAGCCCCUCCCUACCAUGGGAGGAUCAGUCUUAUCCAACAUUCAUCAACCUGGAAGCCAAAUGUCAAUGAUCCAAGGGAUGUCCGUGGGUCCAUAUGGGCAUACCAUGCUAUACGCAGGGCAAGGCCAACCCCAACCAGCACAGUCAGAGCGGCCUUUCAAAAAGGAUGCUUUGAAGCGACAUCGGCUUGUCAAGGGUUGCGAAAACAAGAGCAACGAGAAUUCUGGUGAUGGUAACGGAGCAGAUCGCAGUGGAGAGGAGAACGAUAGCCCUGACAUCAAGAGGGAGUAA
Fusarium musae is the source of this 894-nucleotide messenger RNA. RefSeq lists its product as uncharacterized. NCBI's taxonomy places the organism in Eukaryota, Fungi, Ascomycota, Sordariomycetes, Hypocreales, Nectriaceae. The transcript is spliced from 3 exons. The record is from RefSeq and is a predicted model, not a curated record. Bases 1 to 894 code for a protein of 297 amino acids.